ACCUUAUAAAGUCAUAAAUACAGCCAUCAUGAGGUGACUCUUUUUGGACUUCUUGCACCUUGACAAACACAUCACAUAAGCCUUUGAAUGAGCACUUCUAUAAAUAUGAAUGGAAUAACGUCACACAUGACAUAUAAGUUAAUGAAACGAUGUCACACAUGACAUAUAAAAUUAAUGAAAUGAUGUCACACAUAACAUAUGACUCGAAGUUUCCUCUAUAAGUAUCACCCACAGUUCUUGAAGUUUAUAUCAAAAUCCACUUAACAUAAGUAAAUAUCUUAAUCACUUAGAAAAGAAGACAAUUUGAAAAUGGCACCACUUCACCGUCAUUCUAGUAACACAUCGACUUUACUCCUCUUUGGAUACCUUUGUUUCUGGGGUUUGUCAUCCACACUAUCAUCAUCAUCCCAAAUAUCAACACAAGAUCUAGAUAAGAUAGAAUCUUUGCCUGGCCAACCAAACAACCCAUCAGUGACGCAAUAUUCUGGCUACAUCAAAGUAAAUGAGUCUCAUGGAAGGGCCCUUUUCUAUUGGUUCUUUGAGGCACAAUCUCAACCCUCAACUAAGCCUCUUGUUCUCUGGCUAAAUGGAGGACCCGGUUGCUCAUCAAUUGGAUAUGGAGCAGCUUCAGAGUUGGGUCCUCUUAGAGUUCGGGAAAAUGGGGCUGGUCUCCGCUUCAACAACUAUUCUUGGAAUAAAGAAGCCAAUUUGUUAUUUGUGGAGUCUCCCGUAGGGGUUGGGUUCUCAUUCACAAACACAUCCGCUGAUUUGAAUGUGCUGGAUGAUGAAUUCGUUGCUCAGGAUUCCUACAACUUCUUGGUUAAUUGGAUGGAGAGAUUCCCACAAUUCAAGUAUCGUGACUUCUUCAUAGCAGGAGAGAGCUACGCAGGACACUAUGUUCCCCAACUAGCCAAGGUCAUUGUUGACCGAAACAAGGAUAACAGAACAUAUGCGCACAUAAAUCUCAAGGGUAUCAUAGUGGGGAACCCGGAAACAGAUGAUUUUUAUGAUUAUAAAGGCUUUUUAGAAUAUGCAUGGAGUCAUACAGUAAUUUCAGAUGAAGAGUAUGAUGUUGCCAAACGAGAAUGCGACUUUCGGAGGGUUUACUGGUCCGAUGACUGCAAUAAGGCCAUGUCUCUUGUCUCCACAAAGUUUAAAGAAAUUGAUAUCUAUAACAUCUAUGCUCCUAAGUGUCUUCUCAAUGAUUCUUCCUCUGGAGCCGGUACCAAUAAUCCCACAUUGAAGAAGGAAGGAAGAAAUGUGAAGGGGAGGAUGAAGAACACUAUACCCGGGGGUUACUCUCCCUGCUAUUCGCCUUAUGCACAGGCUUACUUCAACAGGAUUGAUGUUCAAAAGGCAUUCCACGUGAAUAUCAGAAACCAACCCGUCAACUGGAAUACGUGCAGCCAUCCAGUAUUUUAUGGAUACAACUACACUGACUUCUCCCUGCUGCCCGUUUAUAAAAAGCUAAUCAAAAGUGGACUCAGAAUUUGGAUCUACAGUGGGGAUGCUGAUGGAAGAGUACCAGUUAUUGGGACAAGAUAUUGGAUAGAAGCUCUAAAUAAGCACUCUUCUCAUAAACCCCAAUGGCGCUCUUGGUUCCACAAUCAGCAGGUAGGAGGAAGGAUAGUUGAGUACAAAGGAAUCACGCUUGUGACGGUGAGGGGGGCAGGUCAUCUUGUGCCUCUCGAUAAGCCGA
This is a messenger RNA of Cuscuta europaea, 1699 nucleotides long. The record is from the annotation of a GenBank genome assembly. Lineage: Eukaryota; Viridiplantae; Streptophyta; Magnoliopsida; Solanales; Convolvulaceae.